This is a messenger RNA of Eriocheir sinensis (Chinese mitten crab), 2653 nucleotides long. RefSeq lists its product as uncharacterized. Gene Ontology annotation, cellular component: Golgi membrane. Gene Ontology annotation, biological process: protein O-linked glycosylation via N-acetylgalactosamine. NCBI's taxonomy places the organism in Eukaryota, Metazoa, Arthropoda, Malacostraca, Decapoda, Varunidae. Gene Ontology annotation, molecular function: beta-1,3-galactosyl-O-glycosyl-glycoprotein beta-1,3-N-acetylglucosaminyltransferase activity. The coding region runs from base 497 to 2281 and encodes 594 amino acids. The record is from RefSeq and is a predicted model, not a curated record. The transcript is spliced from 12 exons.
ACUGGUGGCUGUUGGUGGCUUCCUCCUCAACUUGGUAAGGAAAAAGAGUAUUCGUGCUACUUUUCCUGCCGCGGCGCCGCGAGCCACGUGUGGGCCGGGAGUCGCGGCGCUAUAUACGGCUGCAUCAGGGCAUAGUCAUUUGUUUACUUGCACCUCAACAGUUCUCAUUUACAUGGAGUCUGUUUUUUCUGAGGCAUCGGGGUCUACAUUUGUUUUAUUGGUCACAGCACCUUUACGGUGGCACACAAGAAUGUAGGCACCACGAGUUCACCGCACAGCCGGCCUGGUUCGCCUGCUUGAGGCUGGAAACUAGUUUCUUCCCAGACAGCUUGACGCCGUCGGCUCCUCAGGGCCUGCCGUGCAUCAACUGACCAAAGCCUGAGUAUAAACACAACAGGUAGGUUGUUGUGAGGAAUGCGUCGUGCUGCAUCAUGACAAUGUUGCACCAAAGUUUUGGCGCCCAUCAUGAAGCUGUGAAUCUGUUUCCGCCUAAGGCAUGUGGGCGCGGCGGCGGUGGUGGUGGUGGUGGCUGGCGUGUGUGGCGGCGGGGGGCGAGCGUCUUGGGUUGGCGGGGGCAGUGGCAGAGGUCACCCCCCAUCCGCUGCUGGCUGGCCUGCAGGACGAGCCGGCCUCCCCGCGGCCCUCCCUCAGGUCCCAGCUGAGGGCGGCGGCCACCAACCCUGAGGGGAGCUCCGUGCUGCAGGUGGACAGUCAGCUGUGCACCAAUGACCUGGCUGACGGGGAGGCGCUGGACUACAAGAGAGCCCUCUGGUCGGCACGGCGGUUGGUGCUCCACGGACGGCCGCCGCCACCCCGCCACCUGCACCUCCUCCUCGAUGUCAUGAGGGACUCUGCCAUAGUCUACAUUCAAGGCGCCCCGGUGAAGCUAUACGACAUCACGGAGGGCAGGUGGGCUGAGGGGGGCGUGGUAGCCGUGGCGGUGGUGCAUCAAGCGACUGGCCGCCUCCUCUGCCGCUACCGCCACCCCGCGCAUGCCCACGCCCGGCCCCUGCUCGCCUUCCUCCGCGCCCUCCAAUCUGGCCGCCUCAUCCUCCUUGUGGGCCAGAGUCACAACGCCCCCGCCCCCAGCGUCAUCUCCCUCCUCGCAGACCUGGGCGUGGACGUAUCAUGGGAGCGAGGCAGCGGCGGGAGGCUGUGGGCGUGGCUGACCGUGGUGGGAGGAGGAGGCGGCGGCGGGGCGAUGAUGGGAGGGACGAGUGUUACCUUGCACCCAAAACGUCACCUGGCCUGGGAGAUACACCUGCCGAAAGACCCAGAGGCCCCGUGGUGUGAGGGUGUGGGGCCGCCGGCGUGGGUAGGGGCGGGCGACGGGCGGUGGACGGCGCGGGUGGAGCUGUGUAGCGCCCACGACGGAUACGGGGCCUGGUGCACCUGUCCCUCGCCCCCCUCACCGUCGCCGCCGCCGCCGCUACAGGUCGGAGUCUCCACGUGGGGCUCGAACGGCGUGGUCACGGUGGUCCUGGCAAGCCAUUCCGCCGCCCUGCACCGGCUAUUGGUGUCCCUGGCGGCGGCGGGUGCGGCGGCGGAGGACUUGCUGGUGUUUACUGCGCAGAGGGAGGCGCCGAAGGAGAUGAGGCUGGUGUGCCAGAGUCAUGGGGUGCACCUGGAACCCACUGGACGAGCCUCAGACUGCAUGGGUCUACACGUCACACGCCUGUACGAGUCUGCCCUCCGCGCCGCCCUCAUCCUCCGCCCUAAAGCCACGUUCAUUGUCACCCUCGAGGACGAUAUGGAGGUGUUCCCGUCCUUCUACAGGUGGAUGUCGAGGGGCCGAACCAUCCUCAAGGAGACACAGGAAUUUGUCUGUGUCAAUAGCCUGAACCCAAAGGACCCAUACAACCCACACGAGUACCCACCCCGGACCCUGAACCCUGAACCCUUACCCGAGCCUUGGGAGCCCACGACCACCACUACAGAGCCCUUGAGAACGCCCAGAACAGCCGAAGGGGACAGCAUGGAAGGCCGCCACAGGGACACGAGGACGCCCCAGGGGAAGGGUGGCGUGCCUGGAGGAGCGGUGGAGGUGGAGGAAGGUGGAUGGAGGCGAGGUGGAGGGGUCCUUGCCGGGUGGGGAGCGACGCGCUAUGUGGUGGAGGCUUUGCUCAGGUUUUGGCCAAUGGCGAAGCGAGACGUGGACUGGGAGGCCCUGGUGGCGGCGCUGGUCGGGUCGCGCCCCUGCCUCACGCCCGCCCGCCCCCACGCCCGCCACGCCCGAGCCUCUCACUUCUCCCUCGGGCCUGACCUCCCGCCCCUUGUCUGACCCCUGACCCCGCCCGCCACACCUUACAGCACGAGUAGAUAACAGAUAAUAAGUUAGUGAUUAAGUUACUAUAAACUGAAUAAAGAAAUUUCUGUUUUUUUUUCUUGAUUUCGUCUCACUUUUGGUAAUGUUUAAUAUUUGUGAUUGAUGACCUCGUUACCCGCCUUAGGAUAAUGUGACUAUUUGUUUUCCUGAUGGUCAUCGAUAAGCCCUUUUAUCUUAGAUUAUCAACAGCAGCAGCAGCAGCAGUAGUAGUAAUAGUAGUAGCAGUAGUAGUAGUAGUAGUAGUAGUAGUAGUAGUAGUAGAAGCAGCAGCAGCAGUAAAAGUAAUAUAAGUUCUAGAUGUUUUGUGCUGACUGCCCACCUAUUCCA